This is a messenger RNA of Triticum dicoccoides, 500 nucleotides long. RefSeq lists its product as uncharacterized. The transcript has 2 exons. Gene Ontology annotation, molecular function: zinc ion binding. NCBI's taxonomy places the organism in Eukaryota, Viridiplantae, Streptophyta, Magnoliopsida, Poales, Poaceae. The record is from RefSeq and is a predicted model, not a curated record. Bases 15 to 470 code for a protein of 151 amino acids.
CCUUGCUAGAGCUCAUGGCGAACGCCAACCAAGAUCCAGAUUCGGUGGCCCUGCUUGUAGUCCCGUGCUUGGAUUGCGGCAGGUUAGUGGUGACGUUCGUCGCGAAGCGUGGUCAGUUCGCCGGCGAGCCGUUCUACAACUACAAGCGUCGCAAUCACAAUCCGGGGAGAGGUGGAUGUGAUUUCUACAUGUGGCAGGAAGCCUACGCGGAACACCUGGCUACGCUUGGACCGGUAGCGCAAAUCAAUCAAGGUCAGCAGGAAAUCGCAGCACCAAAUCAAGGUUGUCAGAUGCAGGCGGCGGAUGGUGGGGUGGGGCAGCAGAACGGUGCACCGGAAGCCUCGCAUUUGGCGUCGGCGGCAAGCGAAGCUGCAGGAUCUUCCCUCACUGUGGCGGCUGUUGCUCAGCAUCAGGCAACCAUCGCCCUCGACCCUGCAUCGAUCAAUUUCGUGGUGUCUGUUGGCAAGUAGCAGCACACAUAGAUAACACUUUGAUGGCCA